Messenger RNA from Polyodon spathula (Mississippi paddlefish), 2687 nucleotides. Its product is annotated as butyrophilin subfamily 1 member A1-like. Gene Ontology annotation, molecular function: protein binding. The record is from RefSeq and is a predicted model, not a curated record. NCBI's taxonomy places the organism in Eukaryota, Metazoa, Chordata, Actinopteri, Acipenseriformes, Polyodontidae. The transcript is spliced from 27 exons. The coding region runs from base 668 to 2371 and encodes 567 amino acids.
ACACAGGGUGAAAUUCGACGGCAAACUAAAGAUUUUGGCACUUUUUCUGUUUUUGCUUUGAAGGCUUAUUUAGUUGUUAAAAGGAGUUUUACAAAGUGGAGAGUCGUCCCCACAACGACGUUCUUUCAGGAGUGACAUUUUCUCAAAGAUUGUCCCUACAUUUAUAUGAAUGCAUAGACUUUAUGAAGCGCAAUCAGUUCGUUCUGUAUAGAGGGGGUGCAACAUGUUCGGUGUUGAUGGUGCUGUUGCUAGCGUGUGAAUUACAUGGGGUGUAUAACUAUACACAGAGUAUAGGACAGAUAGACAACGGGAUGUGAGGUUCUGAUUCAUUGUGGUGCUUUUAUAAUGAAGUGUUUAGAUCCUCCACACGGCUCUGCUCAAAAUCCCAUCGGCUACCAGCGGGGGAAGGGAGCGGUGUGAGAGUACACGAAAGCGAAAGUAUUACCAGAUUCUCCAUAGUCUACGAAACAACAAAACCAAGCCCAAAGUCAUCCGAACAAGGUUAUAUUCUUCCAUCCUUCGUCAUGCUGUAGAGCAGGCUUCAUAUAACACCAUAGUGUGCAAAUACAUUGAAUAUUCCGUGUUCGGGAGACACAUUAAGAGCACAUUAUUGUGGAUUCGUGAUAGUUUCUCUCAAGAGCAUUCCAGGACGAUCACAAGGGACGGUAUGACGAGAGCAGUGGACUUUCUGUAUUUGUUAAGCUGGGCUGGGUCUGUGGGUGCAGACUCCCUUACCGUCAAGGUCCUGGGUUCUCCCCUCAUUGUCCGUGAGGGAGAGGAUGCAGUUCUGCCUUGCCUCUUCCUCUCCCCUGACACCAACGCAGAGUCGCUGGAGGUCAAGUGGUACGGAGUACAGGAGACCCUAGUCCAUACCUACUUAGACCACAAAGAUGUGCUGGAUGCACAGAUUGAUAAGUAUAAGGGGCGGACCAGCCUGUUCCAGGAGGAGCUGAGGAAGGGCAACGUGUCUUUACAGAUCAGAGGAGUCCGGAUCUCCGAUAAAGGAUCCUAUUCCUGCUGUGUGAUUUCAGCAAAGCAGAUGUAUUGUGAUAAACUGGAGCUGCAUUUUCCAGAAACCUUUGAAAUCUCUAUGCAAUGGGCUGCCAUUGCAAACUCUCUACUGGUUCCUGUGAUCGUCAUUGCGGCUCUGUGCUGUUGUAUAAGAAAGCUAACAAAAGAAACUUUAAAAAAGCAGAACGAGAAUGUUGAAGCAGAAAAGAAGGCUCUUCAGAAGGAAAAUGAGAGGCUAGGAAGGGAGAAUGAGAGACUGGGAAAAGAAAAGCAGGAUCUUCAGAAGAAAAAUGAGACUUUAGCAAUAGAGAAACAGACAGCUCAAGCAGAAAAGCAGGAUCUUCAGAAGAAAAAUGAGACUUUAGCAAUAGAGAAACAGACAGCUCAAGCAGAAAAGAAGGCUCUUCAGAAGGAAAAUGAGAGGCUAGGAAGGGAGAAUGAGAGACUGGGAAAAGAAACUUUAAAAAAGCAGAAAGAGAAUGUUGAAGCAGAAAAGCAGGAUCUUCAGAAGAAAAAUGAGACUUUAGAAAUAGAGAAACAGACAGCUCAAGCAGAAAAGAAGGCUCUUCAGAAGGAAAAUGAGAGGCUAGGAAGGGAGAAUGAGAGACUGGGAAAAGAAAAGCAGGAUCUUCAGAAGAAAAAUGAGACUUUAGCAAUAGAGAAACAGACAGCUCAAGCAGAAAAGAAGGCUCUUCAGAAGGAAAAUGAGAGGCUAGGAAGGGAGAAUGAGAGACUGGGAAAAGAAACUUUAAAAAAGCAGAAAGAGAAUGUUGAAGCAGAUUUGAAAGACCUUCGACAGAAAACCAACACAGUUGGCUAUGUCCUUGACAGAGAAUGGAAAUUAAUAACUGAACCUCGUGUGAAAGUGACUCCAGACCCCGACACAGCCAGCCCCAGCCUCACAGUUUCUGAAGACGGCUCACUAGUGAGAUUCACAGGGGAGAGAUCAGAGGAGUGGCCCAGUGUGGUGGGCAGGGAGGGGUUCACCUCAGGGAGGUGCUACUGGGAGGUGGAGGUGGGGGAGAAGGGCUACUGGGUCCUGGGGGUCUCCACACACCCUCAUGAGAAGAGCAUACCUGAGAAACCAGAGGAGGGGUACUGGCUUGUGAGACUGGUUAAAGGGAAGACCUGUAGAGCUGUGAGCCAGUCAGGGGAUCAGAUCGUACAACUGGAGAAGAUCUGUAAGGUGUGGGGAGUGUAUCUGGAUCACGAGGGAGGGAGGCUGUCGUUUUACAAUGCAGAGACCAGAUUCCACAUCUAUACUUUCGAAGGCUCAUUCCCUGGGCAGGUCUACCCCAUUUUCAGCCCAGGGUCAUAUGAUAAAGGGCCCUUGAUAAUCCAGAGAGUCCAGCACACGUGAGCCAACUUAAUAUAGACCCCACUGUGUUGGGUAGCUACUGUAGUUCUGUACAGGGUUUUAUGUUAGUGUUACAGAAAUUUGGUUAUCCGAGAGCGGUGGAGACAAAUAUAAUAUAGGAAAGACAGGCAGGAUAAAAGAGGCGGAGGGGUCACUUUGACCCAUACAUUUUUAAACUGCUUCCUUAUGAAAAUGAAAGAAAUACUAUCAGAUACAGAUGAAAAGGUUUAUUCAUGAAGAUCCUAUCUAACAUUUGCAUCGCAGAAACAUUGUAUUUAAAUGGAUAAUUAAACAUAAAAAUGUUUAUUAUUAAAAUGAG